This is a messenger RNA of Ricinus communis (castor bean), 1847 nucleotides long. RefSeq names its product gibberellin 2-beta-dioxygenase 6. The record is from RefSeq and is a predicted model, not a curated record. The transcript is spliced from 4 exons. Bases 567 to 1604 code for a protein of 345 amino acids. NCBI's taxonomy places the organism in Eukaryota, Viridiplantae, Streptophyta, Magnoliopsida, Malpighiales, Euphorbiaceae. Gene Ontology annotation, molecular function: dioxygenase activity.
AAAUUAUUUCUCCUACAGUUCUGACAUUUAAAAAAAAAAUUAAUGAUUCGAAAUCUGCAUAAUCAGAAGAUUUAAUGAUUCACUUAGUAAAAAAGAAGCACCUGACUAAGUUAUUUAACCGUCGAAUAAUUAUCUAUUUUUGGUAAAAAAGAAAAAGAAGAAAAAACCUAACUUAGUGAGAGUUGAAUCCAAGGAAUGCACCGAAAAUACAAAAUGUAAGAGGGGACCUAGAGCUACAAACAAUUUUUGGGUGGCAGCCUCCCGUUCAAGCCCAACCUCAAAGACUCGAGAAUAAUAACAAAAACCAAAAAAGGACAACAUUAAUGAGACGACCAAUGCCAAAGACAAUAGGUCAAGAAGACAGUGAAGGUAGCACACGUGGAAACCUUUCACUAGAUAAACCAGAUCGACCCCCUCGCAACAUUUCCUAGAAUACAUUAAUUUCCUCCCCAACAACCCCCAUACCUUAUAUAUUUAAUUCCCGUUGCCUUACUGUAAGCAUUUUUUGUUUGUUCAACAAAUAAACAGGAUAUAUAGAUAGAUUUUUCUUGUCUGGAAAGACAAACAUGUCUGAGAUGAACCUUGAAUCCUACCCUCCUGUUUUUCGGCAAGAAAACACAAUAAUAAGCCCUAAAACUACAACCCUUGUUCUUGAUGAUGGUGCUAAUAUCUGCGAAGAUUUUCAAGAACAUGAUCAUCAUGAUCCACUUCUUCCUCUCAUAGAUCUUCAGUGUCUCAAUCUUGAAAAGCUUGGAGAGGCUUGUAAGGAUUGGGGACUGUUCCGUUUAGUAAAUCAUGGAAUUCCAUCAACCCUUUUGAGCAAACUGGAAGAUCAUUCCAAGAAACUAUUUUCUCUUUCUUUUGAGUUAAAAAAGGAAGUGACCAGUGCUACUCCAUUGUCCUACUUUUGGGGUACCCCUGCCCUCACUUCAUCUGGAGCUAGUCCUUUGCAGAAUAUCAAUUGGGUUGAAGGUUUCAACGUUCCUCUCAGUCAACUUUCCCAGUUUCAAGCUGAAGAUCCCUUGAUUGAUUCUUUCAGACUUUUAUUAGAAGAAUAUGGAAGACACCUAGCAAGAAUUGCAACAACUAUAUUCGAAGCAAUGGCAAAAACCCUCAAUCUGAAUCUUGAUCAACUUGGAUCUUAUUUAUCAGAAUCGACAGGAAUUGUACGCGUUUAUCGGUACCCUCAAUGCUCCACAGCUAAUGAAACACUGGGCAUGGAAGCUCAUACGGACAGUUCAGUACUUUCUAUAUUAAACCCGGAACAAGUAGGCGGACUCGAACUUUUCAAGGAUGAUAAGUGGCUGCCAGUAGAGCCUAUUCCUGAUACACUGAUUCUCAACAUUGGAGAUAUGAUGCAGGCGAUAAGCGAUGAUGAAUACAAGAGUGUUAUGCACAGAGUUCAGGCAAACAAAGAUGAAGACAGAUUGUCAAUCUGCUAUUUCGUAUUCCCAGCUGCAGGGAGUGUGAUUCAAAGCUCAAAGUACAAGCCUUUUACAUACAAAGAUUUCCAAGAACAGGUGCAGCAAGAUAUCAAGACUGUUGGAUUUAAGGUUGGGCUUGAGAAGUUCAAGCAAAUGCAAACUGCAGAGCCUGCAAGCUGAGGCAGCAAAUGCGAAUGGUGAAUUAGAUUACAGAAAGUGAUGAUGAUGAAUGCCUCUUGCAAUGCAAAACAUGCGGGUGGAACGCCAGGUCCUUCUUGCUUUGUAAUGUAAAGAUUGAAGACACCACUUGUCUUCUUUCUUUCGUUUAAUUUGUUUCUAGAUUUUAAACAAUAGUGAACAUUUUUUCUGAAAAAAGGAAUUUUUUUUUUUAAAGAAAUAGUGCAUUCAUAAGUUAUUAUCACA